CGAAAUUCAGAACAGGUGGGCGUGGGAAACACCAAGACUACCAAGAUCAUUCAGAAGACGCAGCACAGAAGACAUAUAUAGGUGCCGUUCAAGGACCUCCAUACGACCCAUAUCGUUCCCGCUUCGCAACUCUGGGCGUGAAUAGCGCAUCCAACGCACAUAAGUCAGAAUGUCGGUGACAAUAUCGCACCCGACCAUCGUGGCCAAGACAGUGACGCUGAAGACGACGCCAUCCACACCGCUCAAGCAGCUGGUGGUGGACGCCGUCACAAAGUGGAACCUAGGGAAUCCUGAUGGCUUUGGGCUCAAGCAUGGAAAGAACAUCCUGGACCUUACGUUGAACAUCCGGUUUUCCAACCUUGCUCAGGGUGCAAAGCUUGCUCUGAUACCAACGCGAGCUGCCGCAAGUGGACCGGUCACGGUUGCCUUGCAGACGCCAGAGGGCGGGAGACUUGUAGACAAGUUCCCGGUGGCCACGACAUUAUGGACCAUUCUGACGACCUGGGAAGAGCGCGAUGCAAAUCUGAACAUCACGCGAAAGACAUCCGUCGAGGAACGCGGGAUGAAGAAAGUGAAGAAGGAGGUGUACCAAAUGCCGGUCUGCAUUUUCAUGAACAAGGAGUACAGUACCAUCCAAGCGCUCCAAUCCACAACAUUACAAAAUGCUGGGCUCACAACUGGAAAUGGAGUCAUCCGAGUCUUGUUGAAACCGACGGAUAUGACGAUCGAGGAAGCUCUUCAAACGAACGCUCCCUCCCCUCCGGCGAUACCGUCUUCGACCGUGGACGACAAGAAUGCGGCUCCGUCCGCUGUUCAACCGCCGGCUGUUCCGACAAGUGCGCAAGCUGCACCUCCAACACCCCCUUCCCCAAAAACAACCAUAGCUAAUGCUGAACACCCUACACCGAUGGAUAUCUCUGAUGCGGCUCCUUCAUCGAUGCCUCCCUCCAUCCCUAUGGAAAUCGAUGGAACUCCGGACAUCAAAGCAAAUGGGAGUUCUCAACAAGAACAACCGACAACAAUAGCCGUCGUUGAGACCCCAGCCGCGGCAUCAGAACCCAUGGAUAUCAGCGACACUACCGAGUCCCACACCUCGCAAGCCGAUGCCGCGCAAGUUGGGACUGAUCACGGGCGGAAUCACCCUGCGCCAGGACCCGCAAAUCAAAAUGAUACGCCCGUCACGCAGAGUUCAGCCGCAGAGCCGUCGAAAGGCUUCGACAGGGGUGUCCAGGUGUUUGCGCCUCCACCUGUCGAUGCUCCAUAUCAUCAAGUUGAACUCCCAGACUCAUUCUACGACCUCACGUCGACGGAGCUGAAGCUACUUCUUGCGAGUACCUCUAGCUCUCUCCUCGCCAACGGCAGCUCCUCGUCCAGAGAUGCGCCUCUAAUGACCCGGGCGAUGCGUGAGCGGGAAGCCGCGUUGAAGCUGAAGAAGCACCCGAAGACAUUGAUCAGGGUCAAGUUUCCGGACCGGGUCAUGGUGCAAUUGAGCUUUCUGAGCAGCGAAGCAGUGCAAACGCUGUAUACGUGCCUCACACCAAUGCUACGGACGCCCACGCCACGCUUCACACUGUACAUUACACCUCCAUACCAGGAACUGGAUCCACGGCAGACAUUCUGGGAGGCAAAACUAGCCCCAAACUCCAUGGUUCAUUUCAAAUGGGCCGAGGAAGCAGCAAACGAACACAACGCCGAUGGCUCCGCGGAAUAUCUAAACGAGGAGUGGAAGGGCAAACUGUCGCCGUUACCUGUACCAGAAACUGCGGCCUCUGCAGGCGUCCUGGGCGGAAUCGGGGUCGCAGCCGCAGUAUCAGCCGCCGGACUCACUGGCGGCAGUAACGCACGCAACGGACCGACCACCUCUUCAUCGUCCACAUCCCCGACUUCAAAACGGCCCAAAUGGCUGCCCAAGGCGUUCGGCAACACUCUGAGCGGCAGUAAGAAAUCGCCGUCGUCGUCUUCUGAAUCUCUGCAGCAGCAGCAGGGGUCGUCGUCUUCGUUGUCGGAGCAGGAUCAGCAGCAGCAUGGGUUGUAUGGAGACGAACGCGACGGACAUGGCUCGUCGUCGGCGCAGAGGAGCCCGCCGCCGACUGGACGACCGAAAUGGUUCAAGAUGGGUAAAUAGGGAGAUAGUUGUAAUGAGCGUAUUGGGUGUAAAUAUGUAGAUAUGGAGCAAUCUGGAAAAUGAUCUUCUCAGGAGGAUAUUGGGGUGUCUGAUGCGUUCUGGUGUGUCGGCGGAGAGGGGCCCAGAAACCUUCCUGAAUGGCUCUGGUAGCCCACCAGCAACCUCAUGUAUGUGUAGUAGA
Molecule: messenger RNA, 2306 nt
Organism: Fimicolochytrium jonesii
Lineage: Eukaryota; Fungi; Chytridiomycota; Chytridiomycetes; Spizellomycetales; Powellomycetaceae
Exons: 6
Coding region: 170-2125 (651 amino acids)
Molecular function (GO): protein binding
Source: RefSeq, a predicted model, not a curated record